Messenger RNA from Phialemonium atrogriseum, 918 nucleotides. RefSeq lists its product as uncharacterized. The transcript has a single exon. The record is from RefSeq and is a predicted model, not a curated record. Bases 181 to 816 code for a protein of 211 amino acids. NCBI's taxonomy places the organism in Eukaryota, Fungi, Ascomycota, Sordariomycetes, Cephalothecales, Cephalothecaceae.
UUCCCGGCCUGUCCAUUUGCACGAAGAGGUGACGUUUGCGCAGGAUCGAUUCAUUGCACAACUUUAGGUCAUCAUGGCCGAAUCGAAGUCAUGAUGAGCCGCCGCGACGGGGGUAGAAGAAGAGCGGCAUGAUUGGUGCAUCGCAGCUAGGUGAAGCCAGGUUCGUCUCUGUUUCGCCGGAUGGGGCUGACAGGGUUGGAGUCGUCGCGCUCGAGUAUUGUCGUCAUCCUCAGGAAGGCCGGCCGCGAUUUUCCAUAUACCCCUGGCUUCGAUUGCAAACGGGCGUCGAAUGGGACCCAAGGGCGACAAGGAACGUGGAAAACGCAAAAACUAACCUUCGAAAAAUUCAAACUUUCUUUUCCAACCGAAACUUCUUCCGUCAACAACAGCGACAACCUUCAGCGUCUUCCGACUUCAGCCCGACUGCGACCCGAAAUAACAGAUACCCGGCAAGGUGGUUUUAGUAGCGAUGUGGAACAAGGUAGAGGAAAGGGAGAGGAAGGCGAGAGAGCGAGCAGGGAGUUAUCUAUUGAAAAUGGGAACCACACAAAAUCCUCACCGCACGGGCGGAUUGGGAAAGUGCAGCUACUUUUUGCUACCUGGCCCUACCGUCCCUUGCCCUUUCCUCGUCCUCCGCUGCUCCUUACUCGAGGACAAAUAGACGUCGGAGCCCGCGGCAAUUGGUCCGUUUGGUGUGGGGCAAAGUAUCUCAAAGUACCGACUAAGGAAGCUAACCCAUUCUUUUGGCUAGAAUGGCACUGGAUGGGAACGGCUGGACCGCCGUGUCAGUGGGCCAGCCCCCCUCCAUCACAAUGAACGUGAACGAGAACCUGGACCCGGAACAUCUCGUGCAAACCGGCUGGCCCUCGGCUCGCUGGAGGGUAAAUCAAAGUGGAAAGGUGAGAAAUAAAAUAAGAA